Molecule: messenger RNA, 247 nt
Organism: Drosophila novamexicana
Lineage: Eukaryota; Metazoa; Arthropoda; Insecta; Diptera; Drosophilidae
Exons: 2
Coding region: 5-247 (80 amino acids)
Source: RefSeq, a predicted model, not a curated record
UAAAAUGGGCAGAUUAAUGGCGAAUCUAAAGGAUAAUAUCACAGCGGAGCGUGUGGCCAUUUUCUUUGGCCUGCUGUCCACUUGCCUGGCCGUGGCACUGGUCAUUGUUGUGGUGCACAGGGACAAUCUUAUGCUGCAGCUGUCGGAGGCCCGAGAGAAACUCGAUGUGCUGGAGGAUUAUAUACAGACCAAUGUGCUGUCCGAUCCAACAGAACAGUUUGAGGCGCACUUGCGCAGCGAAUUCUGA